This is a messenger RNA of Cladocopium goreaui, 2067 nucleotides long. The record is from the annotation of a GenBank genome assembly. NCBI's taxonomy places the organism in Eukaryota, Dinophyceae, Suessiales, Symbiodiniaceae.
AUGAACCGUCUCAUGUUGGGUGCCAGAAUCCUCCAAUCGGGAGGUGUUGGACAAGAAGAAUCCAAGAAGUUCAAUCUCUUUGCAGAGCUGCAAAAUGCAGAGAGCUCUCUCUGCAGAAUUUUGCUGUUGGUGCAAGGUGUUGCCUUCGCCUUGGCCCUGCUGACCCAGCAAGUGCUUGGCGGCAUUGUCCCAGACAUGUUGAGCUUGGUAACGGUGCUUUUGGCCCAUUCCUUGCUCCGAAGGGCAUGCACAUCCAUGAUGGCCAAGCGCAUCUCGAUGCAUGUCUUGAUGUUCCUGGUGCUGGUUGGGGCUAUAUAUUUGGGCCAGGUCACAGAAGCUGCCACUGUGGCUUUUUUGGUGAAUGCAUCUGAGUGGAUCGUGGGCAAGUCUCAGGUGGCGGUUGAGAAGGAACUGGGGAAAAGUUUGGUUGGCACCUCCAGCCAUGCUACCCUCCUGUCUACAGGAGGUGGACCUCGAAGUUCUGGAACUCCCAUUCGGAUCGAGGACCUGAGACCCAAAGAUGUCGUCUUGUUGAAAAGUGGAAGCACUGUCCCUACAGAUGGCCGAAUUCUAAAGGCAGAUACCUUCACGGUGAAUGAAUCUUCAGUCACAGGUGAAGCCUUACCUGUUGACAAGAGCGUGGGUGAGAAGCUUCUCUCCGGCACUGUGGUAGUAGCUGGGGUGGCUGAGAUGGAGUGUACCGCCCCUGCGGCUGAAUCCUUUCAGGGGAAACUCCAGGCCGCAGUGGAAGAUGCCAGGAACUCACGUUCCGAGAUGGAAGAGCUGGUGAAUCGAUUUGCCGAGAUCUACACUCCCAUUGUGGUGCUGUUGUCGGUGCUUCUGGCUCUUUGGAGCUCCAACUUGACAAGCGGACUCACAGUCCUGGUUUCUGCAUGUCCCUGUGCAGUGGUUGCGGCUGCACCAGUGGUGCAAUCGUGUGCCUUUGUGCGGCUUUUAUCCGACCUUCAAGUUCUGGUAAAGGACGCCAGGGCGCUGGACAGCUUCGCACAGGUCUCGCGCUUGGGCACGGACAAGACGGGCACCUUGACCAAGGGCAGCUUCGAGCUGCACGACAUCGUGGUGAUGCCGGGGCAGCUGGAGAAGAGGGACUUGCUGAAACUCCUUGCGGCCCUGGAGUCUCAGGACUCCCACCCCUUAGCCAACUCGCUGGUCCGCAGCUACGUGGGCUGCGCCGCCGAGUUCGCCCAAGGGGCCCCGCAAUUGCCGAAGGUGGAUCGCUUCACCCGCGUGGAAUCCCAAGGAGUUUGGGGAAUCGUGGAAGGCCAGGUGGUGGGAGCUGGCAGCAAACGCUUCCUUGACUCGAUGGCCAUCGAUUUACCCAGCGAGGCGGAAGAACAGGUGAAGAAAUGGGAACAGGAAGGCGGUGUCUUCACAGUUGUCUACAUGACAAUGGAGGAUGAUGUUGCCAUGAUUCUUCGCUUGGAAGAUGAACUGCGCGAAGAUGCCCAAGAUGCCGUGCAGUCGCUGCAAGCGCUCGGGGUCUAUGUGGCCAUGCUCACCGGGGACGAACGAAAGGCGGCUGAGGCGGUGGCUCAAACUCUGGGCAUCCAGGAGAGGCGCUCCAAGAUGACACCCAACGACAAAGAGAUCUGGGUCCGUGGCAAAGAGCAAGUGCAGCAAGACCUGGAGAGUGGCCUCAAUGCGCCACUGCUCAACGUCUCCAACCAGGACACGGUCUGUAUGCUGGGCGAUGGUCUCAACGAUGGUCCUGCUUUAGCCGCUGCCGAUCUAGGCGUGGCCAUCGCCAGUGGCUUACAACUGCCCUGCGACGCGGCAGAUGUGGUCAUUGGCAGCGGCGGUGCCAUGCUCAAGCGCUUUGUGCAGGCUCUACACUUUGCCAAGCGCUGUAAGGAGCUCAUCCAACAGAACCUGGUUUUUGCAAUUUGCGUGAAACUUGCGGCGUUGAUCUUGGCCUUCACGGGACACCUUUACCUGACUUUUGGGGUGCUCAGCGACAGCGGCAGUUUGUUAUUGGUGGUGCUGAACAGCCUCCGGCCGCUGGCAUGGGAGUUUAUUGACAUUCCAAAAACUCCAACUGUGCCGUAG